AUGUCUAACCUGGAAGGCGCCAGAGCAUAUGAGACCAUUGUAGAGAGUGUGAUCAAUGAGGUGAGAGAAGACUUUGAAAGCGCGGGCAUCGACGAACAAACACUGCAAGACUUGAGACUAGUGUGGCAGAAUAAGCUUUCAGAUAGCCGUGUAGCAAAGUUCAUGUGGGACCCGGAGGAUGAGGACGCCGGAUUGAACUCACAGCUGCACAAUUCACACAUAGCACCCAGCUUGAUGGAGCCUCACAGCCUGGCAAUGCCAGAAUUCGCAUCGCCUGGAGAAGACAAAGCAGCGGGUGCAAGUUCACAACAACAGCAGCAGCAGCAACAACAACAACAAAUGCAACAACAGCAACAACAACAGCAACAACAACAGCAACAACAACAACAACAACAGCAGCAGCAGCAGGGAAUCGAGGCUCACUCCUUGAUGACACAGACCAAGCAGGAGGACCAGCAGCCGAAAGAAGAGAUUGAGCUGACAAUGGGCGACUCAGACGGACAGAUUGCAGAGCAGCUGAAGCUGCAGGCCAAACAGGCCAAGAAAAGUGCACUGCUGGAGACAGAUGAGAUCAACUCAGACCUCGACGACUCUGAAGACGACUACCUCAACUCUUCUGGCGACGACGAGGGCCAAGACGAAAACAUCGUGCUGUGUCUGUACGAAAAGGUACUGCGGGUCAAGAACAAGUGGAAGUGCAACCUGAAAGAUGGGCUGGCGACCAUCAAUUUCAAGGACUAUGCAUUUCAGAAAGCCCAGGGAGAAACGGAGUGGUGA
This is a messenger RNA of Lachancea meyersii CBS 8951, 777 nucleotides long. NCBI's taxonomy places the organism in Eukaryota, Fungi, Ascomycota, Saccharomycetes, Saccharomycetales, Saccharomycetaceae. The record is from the annotation of a GenBank genome assembly.